CCUGGUUGCGGCGGCGGCGGCGCGGAGAGCGAGGGCGACGCAGAAAACGGCUUCGCCGAGUUGGCUGCUCUCGGGGAGAAGCGCGACCGGGACGUGAUCGAGAUCACGCAGCGCCUGCACGGGAUGGCUACGGACCUCACUGACUGCACCAACUGUGCCGAAAUGCGUGUUAAAUGCGUGGAAGUGGCACUGAAGGACCUCUGCGACCGCAUCCAGAAAGCUUCCGAUAAACUGAAUGAGGUGUUUGGACCACUGGAAUGAACGGAGUUCAAGGCAGCUUGCGAGAGAUCUAACAUACAGACAUCCCAGAAGAGUAAAAUUUGCAUUACACUGCCCUUUCGAUCUGAGAGAAGCUACGAUGAAAGUUUCAUAAAUGAGAUUACAUAGUUAAUUUAAAAUCUUAGAUGAUUGAAUUAAAGUGGUCACAUACUAGAGGAAAAUUUAUACUUUAUUGUGAAGUUGUGAACGAUAUGAUCAUACGGGAAUCCUGCACAUGCUAUAAAAUUUGUAUGAAUUUGCUUUAAAGUUUGUUUGAAGGUUUUUAAAAAGAACGUGAACA
Molecule: messenger RNA, 559 nt
Organism: Gryllus bimaculatus (two-spotted cricket)
Lineage: Eukaryota; Metazoa; Arthropoda; Insecta; Orthoptera; Gryllidae
Source: the annotation of a GenBank genome assembly